AUGACGACUACGAUAACUGAAACUGGUAAUUCCACCAUCAACGUCAAAUUGGCAUAUGAUACGGUACUGCAUGAGCAGUACAAAUACACUGAGUAUCUUCCGGUGUAUGAUGAGACUACUAAAUUUCCGCCUCUAAAACCUUUUGAAUUUAAUGACAAGGGACUGGUCGCCAACAAAGAGAAACCGAAUCUUUUUGCUGGAGACGCUCCUGGCGUGUCAGCCUCUAAGAUAGCCCCAGUCAUUGGCACAGAAAUUCGCGGCCUCCAGCUCUCUCAACUCAAUAACCAGCAAAAAAAUGAACUUGCGCUGCUCAUUGCAGAAAGAGGCGUCGUGGUCUUCCGUGGCCAGGACUUCAAAGACAUAGGGAUCGAAAAGCAGUUGGAAUUUGCGCGAUAUUUCGGACCGCUUCACAUUCACCCUGUCGGAGCUCAUGUCAAGGAUCACCUUGAAUUCCACAACAUCUAUCUGGGACCUGAUAAUGAAUAUCGGAACCAGAGAAAAUUAGAAAGACUCAACACUAUUGGAUUCCACUCGGAUGUCUCCUACGAACACCAACCUCCCGGAAUUACCCUCUUGGCUCUUCUGUCAGUGCCGGAAACCGGCGGCGAUACAACAUGGGCAAGCCAGACAGCGGCCUACUCCCGCCUUUCCACGCCUAUCAAGACACUGUUGGAGGGCCUUAAAGCUGAGCACAGCGGGUUUCCCCAGGCGGAAAACGCCCGGCGAGAUGGCAAACAUGUUCGUCGGGAGCCGGUAAAGUCUGAGCACCCGAUUGUGAGAAUCCAUCCAGCAACGGGGCAGAAAGCUCUGUAUAUCAAUCCAGGGUUCACAAAGAGAAUCAUUGGGCUCAAAGCUGAGGAGUCUGACGCUCUCCUUGACCUGCUUUUCAAGCAUAUCGCGGCAGGCCAAGACUUCCAGGCCCGAGUGAAAUGGGAGGAAGGGACGGUUGCUCUCUGGGACAACCGUGUGACUGCGCAUACAGCUAUAAAUGAUUACAACGUGCACAAUCCACAGGAAGGACUCCGACAUGGUAUUCGCUUGACCACAUUGGCUGACAAGCCUAGGGGAGUGUACGGAUUGGAAUCGUCCUGGUGA
Clonostachys rhizophaga is the source of this 1095-nucleotide messenger RNA. The record is from the annotation of a GenBank genome assembly. Lineage: Eukaryota; Fungi; Ascomycota; Sordariomycetes; Hypocreales; Bionectriaceae.